Drosophila grimshawi is the source of this 5765-nucleotide messenger RNA. It is a transcript of the gene prc, whose product is annotated as collagen alpha-2(IV) chain. The record is from RefSeq and is a predicted model, not a curated record. Lineage: Eukaryota; Metazoa; Arthropoda; Insecta; Diptera; Drosophilidae.
UGUCGAUUGCUUGAAUAACUUGUGUAACAAGGAUAUGGAAAUACAACUUGCUGGUUGUGUCCUACUCGAGAGCACGCGUUUCCAUUGGAUUCAAAUUAGAUUUAUUAAAAUGUUGCCCUUGCGAUGGGGCAUGCUGCUUGGCGUGGUGUUGCUUGUAGCAUACACAAAUGGAGCGGCCAUUGAUCAAUCAUCUGUGGAUGAUGAUGCGGAGCUGACUCCCCUGACUGAGUUAGAGCGAACUAAAAGAAGCGGCAGAGGCUAUGUCCGAGGACAAACACAGUCUCAAUACUUAAACUUUGGCAAGCCAGAAGAGGAUGGCAAAGCUGAGGCCGAGGCCAAUGAAGGUGGCUCGCGCGCAACAGUUUCUGGUACUCAUGGCAUGGGACAAGCGCAGAGUCAAUUCUCUGCAGGAGAUUGUGGUGACUGUUCUGGAUAUCAAACGGAAUACCCAGGUGCUGGAGGUAUGGGGGGCUCUGCACUAUAUCCAAGUGGUACCAGCGUAGAUGGUGGUGCUUCUGUUAUACCCGGUCGCAUAAUUAGUCUACCAGCUGGAGCUGGAGCUACCGCAGGAGGACUUCCAGGAUAUGGAACUCAGCCGGCAGUAGGUGGACAGCCUGGAAUAGGCGGUGGUCAACCUGGAUACGGAACGCAGCCUGGAGUUGGAGGACAGCCUGGAGUAAGCGGUGGUCAGCCUGGAUACGGAACACAGCCUGGAAUUGGCGGUAGUCGACCUGGACAUGCAACACAACCCGGAAUUGGCGGUGGUCAACCUGGAUACUUAACACCUGGAGCUGGAGGACAUCCUGCAGCUGGAGGACAGCCUGGAAUUGGCGGUGGUCAACCUGGAUACGGAGCUCAGCCAGGAGCCGGAACUCAGCCUGGAGUUGGAGGUGCUCAGCCAGGAUAUUCAACACAGCCUGGAGGACGGCCUGGAGUUGGAGGACAGCCUGGAAUUGGCGGUGGUCAACCAGGAUACGGAGCACAGCCGGGAGCCGGAACUCAGCCUGGAGUUGGAGGGCAGCCUGGAUACUUAACACAGCCUGGAGCUAGCGGACAGCCUGGAAUUGGCGGUGGUCAACCUGGAUACGGAGGACAGCCUGGAGCCGGAACUCAGCCUGGAGUUGGAGGGCAGCCGGGUAUUGGCGGAGGUCAACCUGGAUAUGGAACACAGCCUGGAGUUGGAGGACAGCCUGGAAUUGGCGGUGGCCAACCUGGAUACGGAGGACAGCCUGGAGCCGGAACUCAGCAUGGAGUUGGAAGGCAGCCGGGUAUUGGCGGAGGUCAACCUGGAUAUGGAACACAGCCUGGAGUUGGAGGGCAGCCUGGAAUUGGCGGUGGCCAACCUGGAUAUGGAACACAGCCUGGAGUUGGAAGACAGCCUGGAAUUGGCGGUGGCCAACCUGGAUACGGAGGACAGCCUGGAGCCGGAACUCAGCCUGGAGUUGGAGGGCAGCCGGGUAUUGGCGGAGGUCAACCUGGAUAUGGAACACAGCCUGGAGUUGGAGGGCAGCCUGGAAUUGGCGGUGGCCAACCUGGAUAUGGAACACAGCCUGGAGUUGGAGGACAACCUGGAAUUGGCGGUGGCCAACCUGGAUAUGGAACACAGCCUGGAGUUGGAGGCGGUCAACCUGGAUACUUAACACAGCCUGGAGCUGGAGGACAGCCCUGGAUUGGCGGUGGUCAACCUGGAUACUUAACACAGCCUGGAGUUGGAGGAGCAGCAGGUCAACCUGGAUACCUGCCGGGAGGACAGCCGGGUGCCGGAACUCAGCCUGGAGUUGGAGGACAGGCUGGAAUUGGCGGUGGUCAACCUGGAUACUUAACACAGCCUGGAGCUGGAGGACAGCCUGGAAUUGGUGGUGGUCAACCUGGAUAUGGAGCACAGCCUGGAACCGGAACUCAGCCUGGAGUUGGAGGGCAGCCUGGGGUUGGCGGAGGUCAACCUGGAUAUGGAACACAGCCUGGAGUUGGAGGACAACCUGGAAUUGGCGGUGGCCAACCUGGAUAUGGAACACAGCCUGGAGUUGGAGGCGGUCAACCUGGAUACUUAACACAGCCUGGAGCUGGAGGACAGCCUGGAAUUGGCGGUGGUCAACCUGGAUACUUAACACAGCCUGGAGUUGGAGGGCAGACUCCAAUUGGCGGUAGCCAACCUGGAUAUGGAACACAGCCUGGAGUUGGAGGGCAGCCUGGAAUUGGCGGUGGUCAACCUGGAUACUUAACACAGCCUGGAGUUGGAGGACAGGCUGGAAUUGGCGGUGGUCAACCUGGAUACUUAACACAGCCUGGAGCUGGAGGACAGCCUGGAAUUGGCGGUGGUCAACCUGGAUAUGGAGCACAGCCUGGAGCCGGAACUCAGCCUGGAGUUGGAGGGCAGCCUGGAUACUUAACACAGCCUGGAGUUGGAGGACAGACUGCAAUUGGCGGUGGCCAACCUGGAUAUGGAACACAGCCUGGAGUUGGAGGGCAGCCUGGAAUUGGCGGUGGUCAACCUGGAUACUUAACACAGCCUGGAGCUGGAGGACAGCCUGGAAUUGGCGGUGGUCAACCUGGAUAUGGAGCACAGCCUGGAGCCGGAACUCAGCCUGGAGUUGGAGGGCAGCCUGGAUACUUAACACAGCCUGGAGCUGGAGGACAGCCUGGAAUUGGCAGUAGUCAACCCGGAUAUGGAACACAGCCUGGAGUUGGAGGACAGCCUGGAAUUGGCGGUGGCCAACCUGGAUAUGGAACACAGCCUGGAGUUGGAGGACAGCCUGGAAUUGGCGGUGGUCAACCUGGAUAUGGAACACACCCUGGAGUUGGAGGACAGCCUGGAAUUGGCGGUGGUCAACCUGGAUAUGGAACACACCCUGGAGUUGGAGGACAGCCUGGAAUUGGCGGUGGUCAACCUGGAUAUGGAACACACCCUGGAGUUGGCGGUGCUCAGCCUGGAUACGGAAUUCUGCCUGCGGGACAAACUGGUCCACAGCCUAGUGUUAGUCAGCCAGGCUAUGGCGUUGGAGCACAGCCUGGAAUUGGCGGUGGUCAACCUGGAUAUGGAACACAGCCUGGAGCUGGAGGACAGUCUGUAAUUGGUCAACCUACAUAUAGAACACAGCCGGGAGUUGGAGGUGGUCAGCCAGGCUAUGCUACUCAAGCUGGAGUUGGUGGGCACGCGGCAACGGGCGGUUCUCAGACCGACUACGGAACACAGCCUGGAUACAGCAUACAGCCUGGUUCCCAAGUACAGCCUGCGACUGGCGGAGGUUAUGGAACCCAUCAAAGGGUUGUUGGGCAACCAGGAAUCGGUGGUGCUCAGCCUGGUUACGGAGCUCAGCCCGUAGCUGGUGGAGGUCAACCUGGAUAUGGUACCCAACCUGGAGUUGGAGUGCAGCCUGGAACUGGCAGUAGUCAAACGCAACCAGGAGCUGGUAGUCAGCCCGGAAUGAGCGUUUCGCAGACCACCUAUGGACCACAGCCUGGAUACGGAACACAACCUGGAGUUGGAGGACAACCUGAAUAUGGAGCACAGCCUGGAGCCGGAACUCAGCCUGGACUUGCUGGUGCUCAACCAGGAGCUGGUAGUCAGCCCGGAAUGAGCGUUUCGCAGACCACUUAUGGACCUCAGCCUGGAUACGGAGCACAGCCUGGAAUUGGAGGACAGCCUGGAAUUGGCGGCGGUCAACCUGGAUAUGGAGCACAGCCUGGAGCCGGAACUCAGCCUGGAGUUGGAGGGCAGCCUGGAAUUGGCGGCGGUCAACCUGGAUACGGAACUCAGCCUGGAGGAGGAGGACAGGCUGGAGUUGGCGGUGCUCUACCUGGAUACGGAACUCAGCCCGGAACUGGAGGACUUGGUGGCUUGCAACCUGGAUACGGAACACAGCCUAGCGGUGGAGGACAGGCUGGAAUUGGCGGCAUGCAACCUGGCUACGGAAUUCAGCCUGGAAUUGGCGGUGGUCAGCCUGGCUAUGGAUCUGAAACAGGAGUUGGAGGACAGCCGGGUAUGGGUGGAUACGGAAUUCAGCCUGGAGCCGGAUUACAACCAGGUAUUGGUGGCCAACCUGGUGCUGGUCGUUACACAGAUGCCGGAACUGGUCUUAUUCCUGGCGUUAUUGGGGGAGUGCCUGGAGCUGCUGGCGUCGGCGGAGUUGAUGAUGCCUUCUCGCAGGCAGAAUCUGCUAUUGGCGAUGGUCAAGCAUCAGCCAGCGCUCAGGGCAAGAAAAAUGGAGGUACUGCAAAGACGCAGGUAUCUGGCAGCUACACCAAGGGCAGUUCCUUCAGUGCCAGCGCGAUGACCUCGGAUGCAGAUCGGGCAGCAAGUGCACAAGUCACCGGUAAUGAGGAUGGCGCAAUGAGUCAGUCUCAAGGCUCUGGCGGCCCCUCCCAGUCCCAAGCGCAAGUCCAACUUAAUGGUAAGGACGGCGGCACGACGGCUUCAUCACAGAGCGGGGGCAUCCAACAUCAGAGCCAGAGCGAAGUGCAGGCCAAUGAUAAGGGCGGACUGGCUGAUGCACAGUCCAGCGGUCCCGGUCAGACUUCAUCGCAGGCGCAAAUCGGCUUCCGUCCGGGUCAGGAUAAUAAUGUGGCCACUGCGUCGGGUGGCGGACAAGCCUCAGCGCAAUCGGGCAGCCACUCCGGCCAAAGCCAGUCUCAGAUACACGGCACAUCCAGCUUUGGCGUAUCCUACCAUGGCGCUGCGCAAUCAGCAUCAGGAACCAAGGAACAGGUGGCGACGUAUCGCGAACAGAACAGAGAACUCUUUAACACAAUCAGCCAGUUUGGCAACACGCCCAACGCAGUCACCGAUCGAGUUGACGCGGUCUACAGCGGCCCGGGAAUCACAUCUGCAUCCGAUAGAAUACCUGAACUGCAACUGAGGUCCUCAAAGAGCAGCAAGGAAGAAAUUGACAACAGCGAUAGUCCCAAGCUGGGACCCCAACCACCCCCAAUAUCCGGAGACGACGAGCCGGAGGAGGACGAUCUAGAUGAUGAAUAUGAUGAUGACGAUUACUACAGUGAGAAGCCCGUCAAACUUGAAGACGGUGCUAGCCAGCACAAAAGCCCGAUGAGCGGUGUAGCACAAGCUCCACCACCUGCCGCGCUGACCUAUACGCAAUCGUUGCCCACUCAAAAGCAGCAGGCAGUAGUGGCUAAUCCGAAAGCAGGUCCGUAUUCAGUGGUGCAGAAUCAGAACGGUCGCAUCCAUUCAUAUCCGGUGCGCACAACCACAGAGUCUGUGCCCAGCGGUUUCCGUGGCACCGUCAAUGUAGAGAAGAAGUUCCACACAAAGGCACUCGAGCUACACAACUCGGACAAGCAGAAGUUGAGUAUCAGUGCCGAGGAGGAUGGUGAUGUGAAUCCAUCGAGCGUGGCUCUAAAGCAACGUGCCCCAGACAGUUAUGUGACCGUCACCAAGUCGGUAACGGGCAGCAUGGACAACUCAAAAAAUCCGCCCCAGGAGAACAAAAACUUCCAGUCCACAUACUACACAAAGUCAUCAACUUGCGGCUAUUUCACCUUCUCCUGCAACAUUGUCUACGGCGCAAAUGGACGCAGUAAAAUAUGUCGCCCCAAGGCGCCGACGAAUGGCAAAUGCUAAGAGUGCCGAAUAAGUCAGUCGAUUAACUGGGGAUCAAAUCGUAAUCAAAUAAAUGUAGCUAACCUUUAACCUGUUUGUAUUUGCCGCAUAUUUGUAAGCAGCAUUUAAGUUUCUGCUAAUCAUUUUACGAUUCACUGCCAUUUCACACACUUCGUGCACAAAUUUAAAUUGCAAUUAAUAUUUAAUA